Molecule: messenger RNA, 2015 nt
Organism: Nematostella vectensis (starlet sea anemone)
Lineage: Eukaryota; Metazoa; Cnidaria; Anthozoa; Actiniaria; Edwardsiidae
Product: protein lifeguard 1
Exons: 12
Coding region: 1-960 (319 amino acids)
Biological process (GO): negative regulation of apoptotic signaling pathway
Cellular component (GO): Golgi apparatus; membrane; endoplasmic reticulum
Source: RefSeq, a predicted model, not a curated record
AUGUCUGCUCCACCGUACCCACCAAACCAAUAUGGCGGACAACCUCAGUCCGCUCAACCAGCUUAUCCACCGCCAGGAGGCUAUGGGAACCCUGUAUAUCCUCCCCCGGUACAGCCAGGCUAUCAGCCACCUCCUUCUACCGGCUAUCAGCCGCCACCGGAGAGUUAUCCAGCCAGCUUUCCCCCGCCACCUUCCUAUGACAGCGCUAUAGCAAAGCCCCUAGAGCAGCCAUCUAGUUAUGGUGAUGGAUACGAUGUGGAAUACGGGGGAGCAGUAUCCUUCAGCGAUAAGAGUAUUCGAAUGGGUUUUAUCAGAAGGGUAUAUUUCAUCCUGAUGAUACAGCUUUCAGUGACAGUUGCAACAAUCUGCCUCUUCUUGUUCUAUAAGCCUGUACGGAACUUUGUGCAUGGUAAACAUGGAGCUGGUAAUACUGUGGUUUACGUCUCUGCAUUUGUGGUAUUCUUUGUUUUGUAUUUCGUCAUUGCCUGCUGUGAGAGUGUAAGGAGGAAGUACCCUGUCAACCUGAUCUGCCUUGCCAUCUUUACUCUGGCACUCUCUUAUCUGGUGGGAACAAUUUCAAGCUACCAUGACACCAAUAUUGUCCUAAUCAUGAUGGGUGUUACAACACUUGUUUGUUUGUCUGUCAUGAUCUUUUCUUGCCAAACAAAGUAUGACUUCACCACCUGGGGGGGAGUGCUGUUCUGUGCUGCCUUGGCCAUUUUCUUCCUCAGCAUCUUUACUCCUGUUUGGCUACUCCUUAACACAACUGCUGGAAAGAUUGUGCUUGGGGGAGUACUGGCACUGGUGUUUGUGGCUUUCCUGGCAUAUGACACUCAGUUGAUUAUGGGCGGCAAGAAGUAUGAAUUAAGUCCAGAAGAGUACAUCUUCGGUGCGCUGACGCUCUACAUGGAUAUCAUCCGAAUCUUCCUUCUUUUGCUGGCACUCUUUGGCAAGAAGUAAUAAUCAAGCACAAGUGGAGAAAGCCCAAGAAACUUGUUCAAGAUAAUAUUAUAUUUAAUCCCAUGCUUUCUCUAUAACUACAGUACAGUAUGGGAUUCAACUAACUCUUACCACACUGUAUACUGAUAGAUGUUUAUUCUAUGCAUAUUGCAUAAAAAGGUUAAACAUAAAUUUUUGGUGCCCUCCACCCCCCUUCUUACAACAACCAAAAUUUCAGGGCUCCCCCCCUCCCCUUCUGGGCUAUCUACAUUUAAACAAAAAUCAUAAGAUAACCUUGUAUUGAAAUUUUCAAUUUUUGCAGCUUGCUAUUGCAAUUUUCAAAACGUGUGAGCACACUUUGUUUCCAGCAAAUUGAGGUUAGAUAACAAAAAUUUGUUGUAAAAAUUCAUAAUGUUUGCAUCAAUGUUCUUAAUUUUGAGUCAAUUAAAAGCGAAAAUGGAGCUUUGCUGAUUCUGAAUUUAUAGCAUUUUAUCUAGUGCAAUCUUGCACUUUAAUUGUUUAUGUGACCUCGAACUUCAAGAGUAAAAUUGUUAUUGCUGGGUAUACAAAAUGCUUCCACAAAUAAUUCAAUGGUCAUGUGGGGGUUGCAAACCACCCCUAUGCAGCCCCAUAGUUUCGGACCUGCUUUUGUGAUCCUCCUUUAUGUACUGAGUGGUGGUGAGGCUUUGUAUAUCCUGGUAUAAAAAGUCAAUUUAAAAUAUUACUUGUCUAUAAAUGUACCCACUCUUGUUGACAUAUAACGUUUUAUAUAUGAAGGGGUGAUUAUGUCGUUGGUUUUAUUUGUUUCUUUUUGUAAGUUAUAAUGUUUUUUUUUUAAAUUUGCUACUGUAAACUGAUCAUAAAUUGUAUAUGUAAAUCCAGCUGUUAUAUACUAUAUAUACUAUAUAAUAGCAACAAGCCUUUUGCCAGGAGGAAUUCGGAAGUAGUCCCCACUUUACAGGAAAGUUCACUCUAAUGAAAAAUAGUCUAGUACCAAUUCAAGCUAGGACAAGCUAUCUAAGAGAAAAUGGUUCUUACAAUGAUUAAACAAACUUCCCUAUCCCCCUCCAAAAAAA